UGUUGUUACGUUUGUUGUUCAAGUUUUAAAGCCGCUCGUGUAAUGCUCGCUAGUGUAAUGUUUACGAAGGUUGUAUUUUUUACACUUUUACUCACAAAAUUCUUUGUAUACAUUUACCUUUGCUGUCAUAGUGACUAAUUCAAAGUCGAAACAAUAAUGCAAACACGCAAGAAAUCCUGCACUGGAAGUUCGCGCCCAUCUACCGGUGCAAGUGAACGAACGUAUUCCUUGGAAUUAUGUAGGAUCUGUUUAGACGAUGGCGAUAAACCAAUAUUUGGAGAAAACGACCUAUCUCAUGAUAUUGCCGAGUUUGGCCAGAUCAAAAUUGCAAAAGACGAUAACCUACCACAGUCCAUAUGUGAACCUUGUUUGUCUUUGCUGAAAUCAGCAAUGCUGUUCAGACAGAAUGCUAAACUAUCGGAGGACAUAAUGAAUAAACGUAAACAUGAAAUAUUUAAAUGUACUAAAAGAACAAGUUACACAGAUAAUGAAUCUGAAGAUUUUGAGAGAAAAAAUGAAGAGGAUAUUUAUAUAAAAACAGAAUAUCUUGAGUUCGAGUAUAGCUCAGAUUCCAGUAUAGAUAUUGGUAACUUUGAAUGUAAAAGUGAAGUUUUCGAUGAAGAAGAUAGCAUCAGUCGUAAUCAUACAAUAUCAGAGGAACACGAAAGUGAAUUUGUCAGGGAGUAUAACACAGACACAGAUAAUUGUGACGAAUCUUUAGUUGAAAUGAAUGGAAAAGAAGCAGAUAAUGAAAUGAUAAUGAUUAUUGUUUCUGACAAAGAUAAACAAAAAUUAAGAAAAGAAAACAAGAUUGAAAUAGACAGUGGUACUAAAUCGCAGCAGAGUGCACACCUAUCAGAGAAAGGAAAUACAAAUUUAAAAGAGUGUGAAGUUUGCCGUGAGCUGGUUUCUAAAUUGAAAUACGAAGAUCAUUUACAAGAACAUCGGAAGAAGUAUGUAGACACUUGUAACAAAAGACAUGUUAAAGUUGAAUGUAAAGAUUGCGGUAAAUGCGUUAGCAAGGCAUAUAUGAAACUCCACAUGAGAAUACUUCAUGGUACGCCCGAGGAACAAGCUGAGCGCCAAAUUAAAUGUGAAUUAUGUGGUCGCAGUUUUAACCGUAAUUACUAUGCUGACCAUGUCAAAAGAGUGCAUGGCAUCAAUAAAAAUACAGAUCAAGAAGAAUCAAAAUGUAUUACAUGUCCCGUGUGUGACAAAGAAAUCAAAGAAAGUAAAUAUGAGGCACAUGUAGCAGGGCAUGGUGGGCGGCUUAAGCAGUUUAUUUGUGAUAAAUGUGGGAAAGUAUUUAAGCAUCCCUCUGCUUUUAAAACUCAUUGCCUUACUCAUGGUAGUGAAUUAAAAUAUAAAUGUCAAUUCUGCCCCUAUAGGGGGUUACAUCAGGCAUUACUCAAAAUUCAUGUGAGGACACACACUGGAGACUACAAUUACAAAUGUACAGAAUGUCCAGCUCGAUUUAUAACAAAGAGUAAUUUGUCAAAACAUCUACAAAGGCACAAAGCUCCAAAUAGUUUUAAAUGCGAAGUUUGCAGUAAAUAUUUCUACACAAAACGAGAUCUUGAGAAACAUGCUAAAUGUGUACAUUUGUCUUUGAAAACUCAUGUAUGUGACAUUUGUGGCAAAGGGUUUGGACACAGAGACAAUUUGUUGAGUCACCAAUUAAAAAUGCAUAAAAGAGAUAAGUCUGGUCGUAAAGGUCGCAUGCCUUCCUAUCUGAAAGUUGACUUACAGAAUCUUGACCCAUCAUAAAUUCGUAAUUUGAUAUUUAAAGCUUUAAUACAUGUUGUAUGGACUAAAGUUCAUAGCAUAAUAUAAACAAAACACAUACGUCCCAUAGAGUUAGAAGAAAUAAUGUAUGGUUGGUAGCCAUUCAAUAUGGCCUAAAUUGGACUUCCCCAAUGUGAUAUUCUUUGCAGUACAAAUGACCUAGUUAUUUCAAGUCAGCAUGUCAGUCUGGUUUUAGAUAAUAAAUAUUAUAUUGAGCUGUUCAGCAUUCUCUUGUUUCUUAUUACUCUACGGCCUCUGCCUCGAAUUUUACGGCGCGGGUGUGGCAGGAUCUUAUGCGUAAAAUCAAAUGGACCGGUUUUCGAAAACACGGCGCAGGGGCGAGUAAAGGGCGGUGUACUCUAAUCAAGCAGUACCCGCAGCGCCGCCGUCGCCGCCCCGCUGCCUGCAAAAUUCGAGGCAGAGGCUUAAUAGGUGAUGGUAUGACCAAUGACGUUUUAAUAUAGGUAUUUGAUUUGAACAUUUUUACAGUUAGAAUUUGAAAUUAUGUUUUACAAUAAAAUUAUAU
Molecule: messenger RNA, 2311 nt
Organism: Spodoptera litura
Lineage: Eukaryota; Metazoa; Arthropoda; Insecta; Lepidoptera; Noctuidae
Biological process (GO): regulation of DNA-templated transcription
Cellular component (GO): nucleus
Molecular function (GO): DNA-binding transcription factor activity, RNA polymerase II-specific; RNA polymerase II cis-regulatory region sequence-specific DNA binding; zinc ion binding
Source: RefSeq, a predicted model, not a curated record